AUGCCGAGCGUCCCAACAACAAAGGAAGUUAUCCCCGGCGCCCCAGUCAACAUAAUCCUCAAAGCCGACCAGCGCACAGGCCGCACCGUCUCGGGCACUAUUGGCGAUGUACUCACCCGCGGAAACCAUCCGCGGGGCAUCAAGGUCCGGCUCACGGAUGGUCGCGUGGGGAGGGUGCAGUCUAUGAAACUGGGCGCUGGAGGAGGGGAUAGUACGAUUGACCCUCCUACGCCCCAGGUACAACCGGCUGAGGAAUGGGCGCCGCGAAGGGGGAAAGGGCGCGGUCGAGGUCGGGGACCUACUGAGGACUCGGAGGCAGGGCUUCCAUCGAGUGAUAUUGGUCUGGAUGCGUACAUUACGCAAGGCAGGAAGCCGCGGCAGAAUGGGAAGGGGAGGGGGAGGGGGAGGGGGAGAGGGGGAGGUGGGGAUCAGGAUGCGUCUCAACAAGCGCAACUUGGGAAUGAAUGCCCGUCAGUGGAAGCGGCGGCUGUGACAUGUCCUGUUUGUGGGGAUUUUGAAGGCGACGAAAUGGCUGUUGCGCAUCAUGUGGGAAGCCAUUUUACGGAGUGA
Aspergillus puulaauensis is the source of this 570-nucleotide messenger RNA. Its product is annotated as YwbE family protein. The transcript has a single exon. The record is from RefSeq and is a predicted model, not a curated record. Bases 1 to 570 code for a protein of 189 amino acids. Lineage: Eukaryota; Fungi; Ascomycota; Eurotiomycetes; Eurotiales; Aspergillaceae.